This is a messenger RNA of Condylostylus longicornis, 984 nucleotides long. RefSeq names its product 40S ribosomal protein S3 (gene RpS3). Gene Ontology annotation, cellular component: cytosolic small ribosomal subunit; nucleus. Lineage: Eukaryota; Metazoa; Arthropoda; Insecta; Diptera; Dolichopodidae. Gene Ontology annotation, biological process: translation; positive regulation of apoptotic signaling pathway. The transcript is spliced from 2 exons. Gene Ontology annotation, molecular function: structural constituent of ribosome; RNA binding. The coding region runs from base 83 to 811 and encodes 242 amino acids. The record is from RefSeq and is a predicted model, not a curated record.
GUCGGUAUUGCAGUCAACGUAUAUAGAAAUAGAAAGCCUUUUUCUCUGUAACCACGUUCUGUACAAGUCGUGAAUUAUAAAUAUGAGUGUAACAAUUUCUAAAAAACGCAAGUUCGUGUCGGAUGGCAUGUUCAAAGCUGAACUUAAUGAGUUUCUUACUCGUGAACUAGCAGAAGAUGGUUAUUCAGGUGUUGAAGUCCGAGUUACACCAGCUCGUAUGGAAAUCAUUAUUAUGGCCACAAAAACUCAACAAGUUUUGGGCGAAAAAGGACGUCGUAUUCGUGAAUUAACAACAAUGGUCCAAAAAAGAUUUAGUUAUGAACCAGGACGCAUUGAAUUAUAUGCAGAAAAAGUACCUACUCGCGGUUUAUGUGCAAUAGCACAGGCCGAAUCCUUACGUUAUAAAUUAACUGGUGGCCUAGCCGUUAGAAGGGCCUGUUAUGGUGUUUUGCGAUUUAUUAUGGAAUCUGGUGCAAAAGGAUGUGAAGUAGUAGUUUCAGGAAAACUUAGAGGCCAGAGAGCUAAAUCAAUGAAAUUUGUUGAUGGCUUAAUGAUUCAUUCCGGUGAUCCAUGUAAUGACUAUGUUGACACAGCAACAAGACAUGUACUUUUAAGACAAGGAGUUUUGGGAAUUAAAGUUAAAAUUAUGUUACCUUGGGAUCCAAAUCAAAAAUGUGGACCAAAGAAACCUUUACCAGAUUACAUUUCAGUUGCAGAACCAAAAGAAGAGAAGAUUUAUGAAAGUCCUACAACUGAAUAUAAAAUAGCACCACCAGUCAAGCCACAUGAGGAAGUUGAACCAUUGAAUUAAUGUGAAACAAAAUAAGCUGGUUCUUUUAUAAGUGAAAUAAAAAUUUGAAAAAUACAUACAUAUUUUAUUUUAUCUCUAAAAAAUAAAGCGGUUUCCAGAUAAUCUUUAUAUAUAGAAUAUUAAGUUAAUCUGACCAUAUUUUAGAGCAAUAAAGUUUUGUUUCAGGUUUUUUA